AUGUAUAUUGCUGUAUUUGUCUGUUUUGCACGUGGCGUACCGCAUCGAGUACAUUCCGACAACGCGACGAACUUCGUGGGAGCCAGGAACAAGCUGAGAAGUCUUCAGAGGGCCCUCGAGGAUCAGCAGUCGCAGUUUCAACUGUUCGUCGUGGAGAAGGGCAUCAUCCCACCACGAGCACCGCACUUCGGCGGUUUGUGGGAGGCGGCCGUGAAGUCAGCGAAGGAAAUUCUCGUGCGCCAAGUUGGGGACACGUCCCUAACCGAAGCCGAGGUCAGGGCUUAUCUGGCGGACACCGAGGCCGUGCUCAAUUCUCGGCCUCUAACUCCAACCAGCACCGAUCCCAACGAGGAGGAGGCGCUCACUCCAGGGCACAUCCUAAUCGGGCAGGCCCUUCGUUCGCUGCCGCAAGGAUUAGAGCCAGACGCACCGACCAGGAGUUUAAGGUUCUCAAAGAGGUGA
Molecule: messenger RNA, 462 nt
Organism: Drosophila rhopaloa
Lineage: Eukaryota; Metazoa; Arthropoda; Insecta; Diptera; Drosophilidae
Exons: 1
Coding region: 1-462 (153 amino acids)
Biological process (GO): DNA integration
Molecular function (GO): nucleic acid binding
Source: RefSeq, a predicted model, not a curated record